This is a messenger RNA of Anopheles marshallii, 771 nucleotides long. RefSeq lists its product as uncharacterized. Bases 1 to 771 code for a protein of 256 amino acids. Gene Ontology annotation, molecular function: DNA-binding transcription factor activity, RNA polymerase II-specific; RNA polymerase II transcription regulatory region sequence-specific DNA binding; protein dimerization activity. Lineage: Eukaryota; Metazoa; Arthropoda; Insecta; Diptera; Culicidae. The record is from RefSeq and is a predicted model, not a curated record. Gene Ontology annotation, biological process: regulation of transcription by RNA polymerase II; developmental process. The transcript has 5 exons.
AUGGAUAAAAUUUGUCGCUCUCAGUUGCCGGAUUCUUCCUCGUCACCACCAUUGAGUGGUAUCGGAUUCCACAGCUUCGAUGAUGAGCUGAUGGCCGAUCUGCCAUCGUGCGUAUACGCACAGCAUCAUCAGCUAAACGCGGCACCCGGAAACGGCGGUGGUGGUGCAGGCGGCAGUAGCAACAGUGUCGGACACGGCAGCCACACCAACAAUGCGCCCAAUUUGAGGUUGAACCCCAACAGCAUACGGCAGAUGCAGCAUCAGUAUUUGCAUCACACAGAAUGUCUGGACUCAUCGACACCGCCCAGUCCAUCCCUGUCGACGACGAUGGGGAACCACCCGUACAAUCCGCCACCGUACAAAAUACAGCGUCAGCAGACAAAUGUUCGUGAGCGCAAACGUAUGAUGCGUUCCGCACCGAAUGGCAGCAUUAAUUCGGCGUUCGAUGAGCUCCGUGUACACGUGCCAACAUUUCCGUACGAGAAACGGCUCAGCAAGAUCGAUACGCUGCGACUAGCGAUCGCUUACAUAGCGUUACUUCGCGAGGUCCUCGAGGCGGACUACGAUCCCUUGACGUACGUGGAGAAGUGUCUCCGGGGGGAAAUUAAAGCCGAUCGGGCACACUGGAACACGAGUGAUUUAACUGCGCGACUGUCGUGGAUUAACUGGGAAAAUCUUGGCGUUCAUCCGGGCAGACGUACCAUCCUUACAUCGCUGGCACUUGGCUCAUCGGAAAGUCUUGCCUGUGGACCACCGCCACACUUGAUCUAA